GCUGCCGUGACCCUCCCGGGAGUCCGGGAGAGGGCUUCGUCCUCUCCGGCCAGGGGUGGCGCUUCCAGGUCCCAGCUCGUUGGGGCAACAGCCAGCUCCAGAGCACAGCCACACCCUCGUCAACCCUGGGCCCCACCCUUUGAGCCCUGACUCCACUGCAGCCUCUGCCAGCCAGCUCUCCGCUCCCCCACCCUGACCAUGAGCUUGGUCCUCUUUCUCCCCCACCCUCUUCCCGGUCAAGGUGGUGGCCUGGGCCGCUCCACUUCACCAGUGCAGUGGCCCAGGACGGCGUGAGCAGCCCACUGGGCACCGGGAGCGGCACAGGGCCCCCAUGAGGCCACACUGCACUCCUCCGCCCUGGGGCCACUGCAGCCUGCUGGGCAGCACAUUCCAGUCACCACCCCCACACGGCUGAGGCUGGGCUCAGGCCACAAGAAAGCAGCUCCCUUAGAGCAGUGGGGUGGUCCCAGGCCAGAGCAGCCCCUUCCUCUCCUGGUCCCAGGAAAGCCCCGGCAGGAACUGCUGGCCUCCGGGUGGCUCCUCAGGACCCCUGGGUGGGCAGUGGCGGUGGACGCCAUGGUGCGCUCUUGCUGGCCUGCCCGUACCCAAGUGGCAGCUCUUGUCUGCCUGUAAUGUGACAAGCGCCCUGCCUGCUUCAUUCUCAAAGGCUUGGUGGGUCGGCUGAGAUCUGAGGGUCACGACAGGGUUUUGGGCAGGUGUUGGGAAGGCAGAGCUAAGCCGUCUAUCCUGCCUGGGAGCCGAGGCUGCCGGAAGCAGUGGUGGGAGGGGGUGUGGUGGAUACGGCCCCGCCCCUGGGAGGUGCUUGAGGCACCAGGAAAGGAAGUCCGGCUGGAGGAGUCCUGCCGUUCACACCGCCUCACCGUCCUCUCGUCGGAGUCUCUUAUCUGUGGUCGGCUGGUCGCUGGCAGGGGACUAGACGUGGCCGAGGCUGGGCUGCAGCCUGAUCUGGCUGGGGACGGCACUGCGUGGGCGCAGGACACACUCGACAGGCGAGCCUUGCCGGGGCCCCAGUGAAGUUCCCAUCCAGUGAGGAGAGCCAGCCAGGUCAGUGCCAGACCCAGUGGAGCCCAGACCCUGCUUCCCCUGGAGGUCCCCACCUGUCUCCACCCUGGGGUCCCUGGCUUCCUAUCGUGACUCCUCCCGCAGGGCCACCACCCCUGAGCUGUGGCCUGGGCUCCCUAGUCUCCACCUUGCCGACUCCAGCUCUGGGCCUGUCAGUCCACCUGGGGCCGCUCUGGGCCCUGAGUGCCUCAACCCACUAAGCCAAGCACCAGCGAGUGAAGGGGAUGACUUUGGGCUUCCCCAAGAUGCCGAGACUCCAACCGGUGAGCCCCUGCUGGGGGCUGUGGCCAUGGAGGGCGCCUGGGCCCUUCCAGCCUGGAAGGAGGAGCUGGGAGAGCUGGCCGCAGGGCAGGGGGAAGAGGAGUGCCCCAUCUGCACCGAGCCCUAUGGGCCCAGGGAGCACCGCCUGGCCCUGCUGAACUGUCGCCACGGCCUGUGUGUGGGCUGCCUGUGCAGGCUGCGGGGCUCGGCCCCAAGCUCCGACCUGGGCUGGGUACGCUGCCCACUGUGCCGCCAGAAGACCCCCAUGCUGGAGUGGGAGAUCUGCCAGCUGCAGGAGGAGCUGCUGCUGGCCGACGGGCCCCCACACCAGCCCCCCCAAGAGGUCCCCGCACCCCAGCACCGCGACCCUGGACCCUGGGGCUCCCUGGAGCACCGCUACCAGCUGCGCUUUCUGGCGGGGCCCCUGGGUGGCCAUGGCUGCCUGCCCUUUCUGCCCUGUCCACCCUGCCUGGGUGCCUGGCUCUGGACCCUGCGGGAGCGGGGACCCUGUGCCCGCCGCCUGGCUCUCCUGAGCCUGCUGGCCCUCGAGCUGCUGGGGCUCCUGCUGGUCUUCGUGCCGCUGGGGCUGCUGGGGCUGCUCUUCCUGCUCCUGGACCGCUCUGGCCGCUGAGCAGAGCCCAGGACAGCCCUGACGCCAGUGGGCCCAGACUGGCCCACAUCGCCACUGGGUGCUGUGAGACCUGAAGACUAAGCUGAAAAACCCAAGGUUGGGUCCAGGGCACUGCCCUUCAAUCAAGACCUCCAUGGCUGAACCCAAGACUGGGGCCACCCAGGAGCCUGACCCCGCCAGAGUGCAUGGCUGCUCUGGACGCCGGUGCCCAAGGACAGCUGCCAGAGGAGCCAGCCCAGCAGGAAGGUCUGCGAGCAGGGCCCCACGCGCCCAGUGGGAGACGCACCCUGCCGCCAUGGCCAAUGCUGACCACACUUUCCCUUCCGAGGGCCGGCCGAGCACAGCAGACAUGAAGGUUAACAGCUGCAGUCAGUCCGUUCCUUGGAGAGAGCAGGGGUUCCACCCACUCUGUGUUCAGAUAAGGGCCAGUGCAUGUCCCUGAAGGUCAGGCCAGCCGGGGGAGGGGCCUGUGCUGUGAAAACUCCACCUGCAGAGGCUUCUCUCCCCACCUACUCAGGCUGAGACCAGCUGGGGGUCAGCACUGGCCUGUGUUGCAGGGACAAGGGUCCACCCCGGCCUUAGAACACAAGCACCAGGCCCAGCUCUGCCCCUGCACACCCUCACGUUGCCACGCCUGGGGCCUCCGUGGAAAGGGUGGAGACGUCGGGUCUGUGGGUGACCCUGAGAGAUGGAGCACUGGGCUCGAGGCAAAGCAGCUUUCAAUAAACUGGUUCCUGGGAA
Molecule: messenger RNA, 2716 nt
Organism: Saimiri boliviensis boliviensis (Bolivian squirrel monkey)
Lineage: Eukaryota; Metazoa; Chordata; Mammalia; Primates; Cebidae
Gene: RNF229
Product: ring finger protein-like
Source: RefSeq, a predicted model, not a curated record